AUAUUCAAAUUUCCACUCUCACAUACCAAACGCGCAGUAAAGGUAAUCCAUAAGAUAACAUUGAAAUCACAAGGAAUUCACAACCCCAAUAAAAGCCCCCAAGACGUCUCUUUCUCCCUAUCUCAUUUCUUCCCCAAUUCCCUUUUUUCCUGUCGCCUCCAUCUCUCAAACCAAACCAAAACCCAUUUCCUACUCUUAUCUCUCUGCAAAAAAUCCAAAAAAUGAGAACCCAAAUGCUAAGAUCUGUUCAAUCAGCGUCGAAAAGCAGCAAAUUUGCAAUCCGUAAUUAUGCAUCAACCUCAAAUCCAGAGCGUAAAGUUACCGUUCUCGGUGCCGCCGGUGGGAUUGGACAACCUCUUUCCAUGUUAAUGAAAUUAAACCCUCUUGUUUCCACCCUUUCUCUUUACGAUCUUGCUGGUACUCCUGGUGUUGCUGCUGAUUGUAGCCAUAUUAACACUAGAGCUCAAGUUUUUGGCUAUGCUGAAGAUAAGGAAUUGGGGAAGGCUCUUGAAGGUUCCGAUGUUGUUAUAAUUCCCGCUGGUGUGCCUAGGAAACCGGGUAUGACACGUGAUGACCUCUUUAACAUUAAUGCUGGUAUCGUGAAAAACCUAUGUACUGCUGUUGCCAAGUACUGUCCUAAUGCUCUUGUCAACAUGAUCAGCAACCCCGUGAACUCAACCGUGCCAAUUGCCUCUGAGGUCUUCAAGAAAGCUGGGACUUAUGAUCCCAAGAGGUUGUUCGGUGUGACAACUCUGGAUGUAGUUAGGGCUAAAACUUUCUAUGCUACAAAAGCUGGUCUUCCAGUUGAAGAGGUCAAUGUGCCUGUUGUUGGAGGACAUGCUGGCAUAACCAUCCUGCCCUUGUUUUCUCAAGCUCACCCACAAGCCAAUUUAUCAGAAUCUGACAUUGAGAAACUUACAAAGCGAACACAAGAUGGAGGAACAGAGGUUGUCGAGGCCAAGGCUGGAAAGGGUUCAGCAACAUUGUCAAUGGCUUAUGCUGGGGCUAUUUUUGCCGAUGCCUGCUUAAAGGGACUCAACGGUGUACCUGAUGUUGUGGAAUGCUCGUUCGUAGAGUCAAAUGUGACUGAACUACCCUUCUUUGCUUCUAAGGUGAGAUUGGGGAAGAACGGAGUAGAAGAAAUCUAUGGAUUGGGGACCUUGUCGGAUUAUGAGCAAAAGGGUCUGGAAGCACUGAAGGUUGAGCUCAAAGCAUCCAUCGAAAAAGGAAUUGAAUUCGCAAGGAAGAACUGAGUGUCAGAACACAAAUACAGUCCAGUAUUUCAAAUAUUAGUUCUGGUAUCCUGCACUGUAAAACCUUGCAAAUUUUGUUAGUUGGUUUCUGAAUUCGAAAGCCAUGAAAGGCUCUGCCUUUUGGUGUCGGCUGGAUUGAAACGUUAAUAAGAUGCAUGGACCAAACGUUUUGGUGAGAUCAAUUAGUUAUUUUACCGUGCU
Molecule: messenger RNA, 1454 nt
Organism: Amaranthus tricolor (Joseph's coat)
Lineage: Eukaryota; Viridiplantae; Streptophyta; Magnoliopsida; Caryophyllales; Amaranthaceae
Product: malate dehydrogenase, mitochondrial
Exons: 7
Coding region: 222-1253 (343 amino acids)
Biological process (GO): tricarboxylic acid cycle; malate metabolic process
Cellular component (GO): mitochondrion; cytoplasm
Molecular function (GO): L-malate dehydrogenase (NAD+) activity
Source: RefSeq, a predicted model, not a curated record